CGCACGUGAGACACCUAGCAAAGAGACGGGAGACUCCCAAACAGUACGAGUAGCAACCACCCGACUCAGACAUUAUUAUACUUUUGUGAUCGCCACGACUUGAGAACAGAACGAGAACUAUUUCAUUGUCAUCAAGUCGAUCGUACUUUGGUCUCGCGGACUUUGGAGAUACUACCUGAAACCCAUAUCAUCGUCACACAACUCGAAGACAGAAAUUUGCGGUGAGGAGACACCAGUGAACCUUUUAACUUUUGCCCGAUUUCUUGAACUAACCUGGGGGAUUUUCACAAACUUAUUGACUGACUAAAAUUCAUUCUACUCAGAGUAAGACACACAAACAAACGAACAUAACCCGAUAUUUGGUGUCAAGUAGCAAGAAUCAGAAACACUACCCUCUUUCUAUUAAUUGUGAAAGAGAUCUGUUUCUGUCUAUCUCAUCGUUUGACAUUCCCCCUCAAGCCAUGAAGUUUUUGCGUCAUUAUAGAAUGUUCUAGAAACCCCACCGAUCGCCCGAGUCUUUCACAGGCCUCCCCCUUGUAAUACACGCUGCUCAUUUCUGUCAGUCCGAGGACAUCAUGUCUUCAACUGUUCACUCACAAGUCGCCGAGGCAGGCUCGGCCUUCCCCCACCACACGUCUUUGUGUGACGUCACGGCCACCUGCUCAUGCUCACUGUCGUCCAGAACAGCUUUACUGCCUUCAAGAUGCUGCUCCGAAUUUAAGUCAUCGCAAUCGUCAUCAUCAUUCUUAUCUUCGUCGGCGUCAUCAUCGCCACACAGAGACAGUAUCUCCCCCCUCACCACGGUGCCAUGCCUCCCCGACACACAAGACUCUCAUGUCCCCUCCUCUCCCUCUCCAUCUCCCUCCUCUUUUUCAUCCUCACCAUCCUCCUCGUCCAUCUGCUUCUGGUCAAGAUACCAGACGUGUGCAAAAGACACUGCUGGCUCCCCCCGGCCGUCCAUCUCCGAUAUGUCUAUGUAUAGCCCCCGGUCCCUGCUGUCCCCUGUCAGGUGGGCAAGGUGUCCCCCUCUAAGCCUGGUCUCGGUACUGCUGGUGCUGUGUGUGUUUCUGUGUGGGCCAGCGUCCAUCGAGGCUCGCAGUGUGGGCGUAUGUCUGGGCGUACCCUGCGCUAAUGGUGGGCAGCUCCUUGUCUCCAACUCGGUGUGGGGAGACUGCCGAUGCCGUUGUCGGGCGGGGUUCGUUGGGCCCUUCUGUCAGUAUCAGGCUGCCCACAAGAGAAGCGCUGCAACCUCCCAGCCCGUACAAGUAGGACGCCUUGAGGAGAUGGUGGAGAUCCAUCAACGUCUUUUGGCACUUCAGAGACGGCUGGACGAGGACAGCCAGGACACCAGGCACGUGACCAGAGCCUUGACCAAUGAAAGCGGAAGAAUGACCGGAAGUGUGGGGGGAGAGGAGUCCAGUCUGGACUCGUUCAGCUCCGGACAGAAUCGUCCACGAAGGUCCUGGGAACCAAGGCUGGAGUUUCGUCACCUGCUCAAACGGCUUGCACAACAAGCUGUCUGACCGCGUCACUUCCGCUUCCCUUCUCCACAUUCCUGCGGACAUGCGCACGGUGACCAAACCAGGAGCAAACACGGCUGCAGACGGAACACUUCCCGAUGAGAUGACCGAGGAACCUCGCUGUCUGAGAGGUGCUCAACAUGAACGUCUACCGGGAUGUCCACAUUCGCUGCGGUACCGCUCUACUACCCACCACCCAACUUUUUCAACCUCCA
Aplysia californica (California sea hare) is the source of this 1735-nucleotide messenger RNA. RefSeq lists its product as uncharacterized. NCBI's taxonomy places the organism in Eukaryota, Metazoa, Mollusca, Gastropoda, Aplysiida, Aplysiidae. The coding region runs from base 576 to 1523 and encodes 315 amino acids. The record is from RefSeq and is a predicted model, not a curated record. The transcript has 2 exons.